AUUCGUGUAGAAUAAAGAUUUAUUGUGCAUGUAUAGUACAAGGACAUCGCGACAAAAUCGAGCAAAUUCAGCAAACGCAAGUUAACUGUCCGGUGAUGCAAAGCAUAAGGGUACAGGUCGCAUGAUGUUCGUGAAUAAACGAAUGUAUUAAUACACAACUGACGUCAGCCGGGUUCAGGUGGGGCCGCGGCUGGCGGACGCGGUUGCGCGCACGUCCCAUUCCGAGGGUUUGCGAGUGAGCGCGUGUUGACAGUCAGACGCGAACGACUCCCAGUCAUGAUGUCCGCUGCUGCUGCUGCUGCCGCCGCCGCCGCCGCCGCCGCACAGCAAAACAACAACGAAGAACCGGGGCUCAACGAUCGCCUCUCUCCUAUGAGGUCUAACGCUUGUGGCGUCACAGGGUCCUGGGUGGAGCUGGAGAUGAAUGGGAACACGGGAGUGGCCCACCCCCCGAGCAGCAGCAAUGGGAAUGAAGGCGAAGACGAGCACAAUGGUGGAGGGCUGGAACAUGUCCCUUCCUCCUCCUCCAUCCACAAUGGGGACAUGGAGAAGAUCCUUUUGGAUGCCCAGCACGAAUCCAGCCAGAGCAGCUCCUCCUGUGACAGCCCUCCACGGCCCCACAGUCCUCAGGACGAGGGACAGAUUACCUUUGACGUGGAGAUGCACAGUGGCAGAGACAAUGGCAGCACACAGUCGGAGGAAGAGGGACUAGAAAAGGAGAGAGAAGAUGACAUUCUGAUGAAGAAGAGUGCAGACUGGGUAGCAGACUGGUCUAGCAGGCCAGAGAACAUUCCACCCAAGGAGUUUCAUUUCCGACACCCAAAGCGCUCCGUGACCCUCAGCAUGAGGAAGACUGGAGCAAUGAAGAAAGGGGGCGUCUUUUCAGCCGAGUUCCUCAAAGUCUUCAUCCCCUCACUCCUUCUUUCUCACAUCCUGGCACUGGGGCUGGGAGUCUACAUUGGGAAGAGACUGACAUCCCCAUCAGCCAGCUCUUUUUAAGUGCCUGGGAUCCGUCAAGUUGUUAAAUGUCAGUUUGUACAACAAAUGCCCUUUCUCUUUCUCUCCCAACUCAAGCAUGACAUUAGUCAUCUCUCACCCAAAAAUAUUAUCCAUCUUUCUGAGAGCACUGUUCAUGAAUAGGGGUGGAGAUGAGAGGGUUUAUCACAAGCCUUUUAUCAUAUUGCAGUCUUUUCUCUUCUCAUUCUGUCACUCACACCCUGUUUAUCCUUGGUCAUUUUUUCAUAUCUUUUUUAGAAUUGUAUUUGUUAGUUUUAUUUCUUGCUUCCUCUUUUGUGAUAUUUACAGGUGUGGAGAUGAGAACAGACUUCUGUUAAAAAGCUUUUUGAUGCAUUUCAGAAAUCCCAGCUGCAGGCUUUUGAAUGUGAACUAAUAGCACAUACCGGAUGUUUCAAGCUUGUUACCCUUCUUGGAAUAAUUUUACAGACUUGAAGUUUAAAUAAUAUGUUUUAAUUUCCGUUUCAUCUGUAUAAUGUGCACAGUAAGUUGCAACUCAAGACACCUGAAAUGGAUCAAACGUCUCUGCAUGUGCAGUCCUGUUUCUGUCAUAUUUUCAAUUUCAUCUUGCAGAUGAAUGUUAGGAGAUGCCAUUCUGGAGUGACAUCUGGAUCCCCACAGUGCAAAAUGCCUAUUGUAUAGAAGAUGAAUAAUUUGCGUGGGAUUACAAAUUAAUACAUAAAUGAAGGAAAAAGAAAACAUUAACAAGAUUUGGCCGAGAGUGAAGUAACCUAUAAGCUAAAUCUUAUAAAAAAUAUUAAUUUUUUAAUAUGAGAAAUCUACCCUUACUUUUAUUAGAUUUAUUAAGAAAUAUAAUUUCUUUUGUAAGGUUGGUUUGAGACAGUUGAAAAAUACAAUGUGAUGAAACUCCCUUUUAUUUUCCAGAUUUUAUAUAUUUUUUUACAUAUAAGCAGUGGCCCAAAGUCAUGAUACAACAUUUGAGGAGUUCAAAUAGCAAAGUUAAAUUUUCUUAAUGGAAAACUGAAGAUGAAUCAAAUUGAAAAACACACAUCUUAGUAAGAUCAUGCACUUUAAAAUAUAUAUAAUCUUAUAUUCACACUUCUCAGUAAAGGCUUCCUUCAUCCUUUUGUUAGGUGCAUGUCAUGGCUAUUUCACAGGGAGGGAUCAGAAAAGAUGUUACUACGGAACAGGCCUUCCUAAUGUCUAUUCCUCAGAACUCCACUGUGUUCUGGUUUUCAUAACAAAUGAGCUUUUAGUUACUUAAUCAAACUCUUCCAUGAACUGAUUGUUCGAUUAGUCAUUGUGCCUCCAGUAGUUGGUAAUGUCACAUGACAAUGUUAAGGAAAUAUUAUGAAAUAUACAACUGUUCAGGAGGUAAAAAGUAAAAUGGUCUUCAGAUUAGGUCUGCCAUGGGUUUGAUUGGGUUAUUGAGAGCUCAGCUGGAAUUGAAAACCUGGGCCUCUAGAAAUAGGCAGACCUGAUGACUUGAAAGAAGGUUUUGCUGACUGUAGAAGCACUCCUGUAUGGUUAGAAUUUUGUGCUUAGUGCAGGGAGAGCUGUCAGCAGAAAAUGUUUAUUAUGGGGGUUCCCUUAGAUAUUAAUGAAAACAAAGGAACGGAGGUUGUUGAAGCUGUCCCUUUGUAAUUGUAGCAAUGAACCGCACAAUAUAACUUGUAAGCACUUGAUUUUAUGUUUAGCUUUUGAAUCAAAUUUUCAAAGUACAUUAAAAGUAAAAAUGUGAA
Molecule: messenger RNA, 2717 nt
Organism: Lepisosteus oculatus (spotted gar)
Lineage: Eukaryota; Metazoa; Chordata; Actinopteri; Semionotiformes; Lepisosteidae
Product: BCL2/adenovirus E1B 19 kDa protein-interacting protein 3-like
Biological process (GO): mitochondrial outer membrane permeabilization; defense response to virus; positive regulation of apoptotic process
Cellular component (GO): endoplasmic reticulum; mitochondrial envelope; nucleus
Source: RefSeq, a predicted model, not a curated record